Messenger RNA from Exophiala oligosperma, 1128 nucleotides. RefSeq lists its product as uncharacterized. Lineage: Eukaryota; Fungi; Ascomycota; Eurotiomycetes; Chaetothyriales; Herpotrichiellaceae. Bases 202 to 729 code for a protein of 175 amino acids. The record is from RefSeq and is a predicted model, not a curated record. The transcript has a single exon.
CAUCCACUCACCACAUUGCGCAUUCACCACUUACACUUCAUUCAUUAUCCUUCAUUCCUCACACUUCACGCACACUGCGGCAAAACCUGUCACGGUUGUACACUGCACCACAGUCAACGACUUGAUCUACGGCCUAAAGGUUACAUCGGUACUGCAACCAUCAUACCCACAUCGCAAUAGCCUCAUACAUUGCAAGGAGGGAUGGACAUGGACGAAACAAUGACGACUUCGACUUCUUCUUCUUCUUCUUCUCCUCCGGCGCCUUCGCAACCUGACAACAAUAACGACGAUGAUCUCUUUCCUCAGACGUCAGCCUCGGCGCCCAAUGCUGCUCCCCGAACCCCCAAUCCACCACCAAACGAACAUCUGAACGCUUCUGCACCAGGUGAACUGUCUCCGCCGCGCUCACAGGGCCACGCAAACGACGAUCAGCAACCCAUCUUCAACAACGGAGCAAACACAAGCAGUCGAAGAUUACGAAGUGGAGUCGGCUCUAGUACCAACGGCACUGGUAAUCGGAUACCAGGCAUUACGAGUGUUGCGAACGCGACUACAACAUCAGGCACAGCGUCGUUUGUGGAAGACAGCAGAGAGGAAGGUCCGGGAUGGGGUUGGAAGAAUAAGAAAGCACAGGAAGAGAUGUCGCGUGCCUGGGAUAAUGUGGUCGAUCGGGAUUUCAGUCUCAAAGAGUAUGGAGAUAUCAUGAUGCUGGCAAACCAAGGGCGAUGAAGUUGUCACGAUCGCCUUGUUGAACAAGACGUCGACUUAUUCCAGAUCAAACCGGAUAGAGAGGUGCAAGCUUGGACCUUUGCUGCGCAGGAAACCCUGUUUUUCUGUUUGACAUGCAUAGCGGUGGCGCAUAACGUGGAUACGCGAACGAAUCCGUGGCUUCUACGGAGUACGUAUCGAAGAGAAGAAGCGAGCAAGAUCGGUGCAGAUGACAUUGCACUGUUUUGCCACGAAGUAAUGGAAACGGCCGCAGGAGGUCCUGGGAAGCAGAUAAUGAAUGAACGAAUGAGAAUAGCCAAUGCUCGAAUAUGAAUGCUAGAAAUACUCAAGCCGCUCAACACCAUAAUCAGGAUCAGGUAUGUACCACCUACGAAAUGGAACGUUCGAAAGGAAUGAAAG